AUGACACGAGGCAAGAAGAGAGAGAGGGAGGAUGAUGCAGAAGGCGUCAGGAGAGACGAUAAGACCAAGAUUCGAAUGAAGUCAUCUAAGAAGCAAAAAGUAUCACACCAAAUCGAUUUCACCAUCAAUUAUCCAUACUCGUACAACGUGGAGAACGACCAUCCCCGAAUCACUUAUCCAACAUCGUUCGAGCGAAACACCAAUCCGGCUCAUCAUUCUGACCACCAUCAGAAUUUCCCUACUAUUCACCACAUCCCAUCAGUACCUAGUGACACAGAACAAUGUGCAGUUAUGCUGGUACAUAUUCCCAAGGCUUCUUCCUAUCCAACAUCAACCACCACUUUCAGCUCAAAUCCUCAGCCUUUUAAUUCCUCAACUACUGGUAGGGUCGGACGAAAGAUCGAGUUGAAGAGAUCUUCAUCUUCAGAAGAGGAGGGAGGCGAUAAGAAGAAUUUGUAUGUGAUACCUGAGCUGCAGGACGAAGAUGAUUUACCCGAGGUCGCUAUGAGGUCCAAGGACCUACUCUAUCACGUUUCGGGAGAGCCAGGACCAGGACCAGUAUUCAGCACACCUAUCAAAUUACCCAAAUUCAGUAAUCUAGCGAUCAACUCACCCUCCUCCUCAUCCUCGGCAGAAUCCCGUUUGGACACUUCUGAUCAAACUUCCAGGAAUGGCUCCAGCAGUGAUUCGUCAGCAUCCUGUCAGAUGAUCAUCACUCCACAAACCCGCGGCAAUAGUACCGAUGCUAUCGCCUUCGAGCACCAUACAGACAGGGAAGCUUCACCUGAACAAGAUCUAUGUAUGGGUAAUAGUAUGUUCAGCCCUUCAACUUCCCUUCUACAGUCUGCCCAAUCAAAAGAGACAGUCUCGAUGCUUCCUUAG
Messenger RNA from Kwoniella botswanensis, 882 nucleotides. RefSeq lists its product as uncharacterized. The record is from RefSeq and is a predicted model, not a curated record. Bases 1 to 882 code for a protein of 293 amino acids. Lineage: Eukaryota; Fungi; Basidiomycota; Tremellomycetes; Tremellales; Cryptococcaceae. The transcript has 4 exons.